AUGAAGUAUUUACUACUGGUCUGUUUGUUUUAUGGUGUCUUAGCCAAACAUGAACUCUAUGAUGGGCAUGCUGUUUACGAGAUCGAUGUCCAUUCUGUAGAACAAACGAAACUGGUUCAUGACUUUGAAAAUGAUUUGCUUCUGGAUAUCUGGUCGCAUGCUGUACCUGGUCAUCCAGGAAAGGUCCUCGUCCCUAAAGUCAAAAGAGACAUUUUCGAAAACUUCCUAGUGCAAAAUGGUGUGCAAUACAAAGUCGAAACAGAGAAUAUUAAAGAGCAAUUGGACAAAGAAGAUGAACUUCUAGCAUCUGCUGCAGAGAGGAGCAAUAGUUCGCGCAUCGGCUUUGAAAGAAUGCACACCUACGAAGAGGUUGAUGCCUAUUUAGACGAACUAGCAAGAGAUUACCCAAAUUUUGUAUCUGUGGUCCUAGGAGGUAGAAGUGUCGAAGGCAGACCCAUCAGGUACCUCAAGAUUUCCACCACCAACUUCCAGGAUACCAGUAAACCAAUUGUGAUGAUGCAGUCUCUUCUUCACUGCCGGGAAUGGGUCACCCUGCCAGCAACUCUUUACGCUAUCCGAAAGUUGGUUGUCGAUGUCUCAGAAUCCGACCUUGUCCAGAACAUUGACUGGAUAAUUUUGCCUGUUGCCAAUCCUGAUGGAUAUGUCUUCACCCAAACCGAUCGUUACUGGCGCAAGAACCGUGCUACUCGCUACAUGAUUGCCAACCGUUGUCCUGGCGUGGACCUCAACAGGAACUUCGGCCAUGGUUGGGGCACAGCAUCUAGUUCUAAUCCUUGUCAGGACACCUUCCAUGGAGCAGGAGCUUUCUCUGAACCAGAAACUGAAGUCAUUCGGGACAUAAUUUUGGAACACAGCAGUCGUAUGGCCUUGUACCUCGACAUUCACAGCUUUGGAAGUAUGAUCCUCUAUGGCUACGGUGACGGUGUCCUCCCACCACAUGCCCUACAACUGAAUUUAGUCGGUGUCCAAAUGGCUCAAGCCAUCGACAGAGUCAAGUGGCCCUCCAAUAGGAAUUACAUCGUUGGAAACAUUUUCCAUGUUCUUUAUGCCGCUUCUGGUGGUGCUAGCGACUACGCAAUGAGUGUCGCUGCUCCUUACUCUUACACCUAUGAGUUACCAGCUUAUAGGAACAGUGCAUGGUUCGAUGGUUUCUUGGUAGAACCAGCUUUUAUUGAACAGGCUGGGUAUGAGACAUGGGAAGGUAUCAAGGUAGGCGCUAGGGCCGCUGCUGCUGCAUUCAGAAACGGAAAAGCUGUGUAA
Messenger RNA from Spodoptera littoralis (African cotton leafworm), 1281 nucleotides. NCBI's taxonomy places the organism in Eukaryota, Metazoa, Arthropoda, Insecta, Lepidoptera, Noctuidae. The record is from the annotation of a GenBank genome assembly.